Balearica regulorum gibbericeps (East African grey crowned-crane) is the source of this 2080-nucleotide messenger RNA. The record is from RefSeq and is a predicted model, not a curated record. Lineage: Eukaryota; Metazoa; Chordata; Aves; Gruiformes; Gruidae.
UUUCAUUGUAUUGCCCUUUCCCGUUUGUGGGAGAAGAGCCAUGAAGAACCGUUCCUCAUCUCCCCCUUUGCACGUCCAUGUGGAUGAAAACACCCCUGUCCAUGUCCAUAUUAAAAAGGGUCAGAAAACCACACCUGCAAAAUGCCAGCAAAAGCACAAACAGAAAACGAAAGAGGAUGCUGUGAACAUGUGCCGAGCUGUCCGGGUGAAAACUAAGGCCCCCUGGCUACCCCCAGGCAAAACAUCUGUCCGGGACUCCACCUGCAAAUGGGAGGGACCAACUCACCGCCUAGAAAUUACACCUCCAGAUUCAGAAAAAAUGCUGUCAGUACUGCGUCUGAGUGACCUCUCUACAGAUGAGGAGGAUGCUGUUUACUGCAAAAUGAAUGAAUAUGAAAAGAAAAUAGAUAGCCUGAUGAAUGUGGUGGGAACGCUGAAGAAUGAGGCCAAGCUGCAGAAAAAGGAGGAACAGCAGCAAAUGACAAAGCGUCUCCUUGAGGAGCAGAAAGAAGAACUGAAUGAGGUCACACAAGAGCUGGUAGAAACAGAACAUGAGAAUACACUGCUCAGGCGCAAUAUUGAGCGCAUAAAGGAAGAGAAAGAUCUGACUGUGCUACAGAAAAAGUACUUGCAGCAUGAGAAAGAGUGUUUGAUGUCCAAGCUGAGCGAGGCAGAAAGAGAUGGAGCAGCAGCAGCCAGGCAGAUCCAUGCACUGAAAAAUACAAUUGGGAGACUCAACAUUGAGAAACACAUGAGCAGCUCAGACAUUAACGCCCUGACAAGACAAAAAGAGCUUCUGCUCCAGAAAUUGAGCACCUUUGAAGAAACCAACCAGGCACUACGAGAACUUCUGAGAGAACAGCACAACCGGGAGGAUGCUCAGAAGAUAUUGGAACGGCAAAGAGCACUGCUGCAAAGGCUGGCUGACUCAGAUGCAGAGAAAGUGCAACUUCAGAUGAGGCUUCAGGAGAAAGAAAAAGAAGUGGACAAUCUCACCAUUCAGAUACAGGCAGAAAAGGACCAGGCAAAGACAGCAUGUGAACUCUCCAAAUCUAUGGAGGCUGUGAGAGGCCAUUUACAAGUGCAGUUGCGAAACAAAGAAGCUGAGAACAACCGUCUGACCAUACAGAUACGGAAUCUGGAGCGCAGUGAAGCUCAGCAUAAGGCAGAAGUGCAACAUAUCAUGGAACAACUGAAAGAGCUAAGGCAGAAGGCAGAUCGUGAUAAAGAGGCCCUGAAAAAAGCCAUCCGCGCACAGAAAGAGCGGGCAGAGCGAAGUGAAGAGUAUGCAGAGCAAUUGACUGUCCAGCUAGCAGAAAAGGACAGUUAUGUUGCUGAGGCGCUGUCUACUCUGGAGUCCUGGAGGAGUCGCUACAACAAAGUAGUAAAGGACAAGAGUGACCUCGAACUGGAAAUUGUUACGCUGAACAGCCGUGUUGCAGAUUUGCUGGAACAACAGACAACCCUGGAGGACAAGAUGCGGGAGGACAGAGAAGCUUUGGUGGAUAAAUUGCAUCGACAGACCACAGAGACCACUUCUUUCAAAAUGGAGAAUGAAAGGCUAAAGGCUAGUGUGGUCCCAAUGGAGGAAAAGCUGAACCAAGCGCAGAUGGAAGUGCAGCAGCUCAAGAGCUCUGUCAGGAACUACGAAGGGUUGAUUGAAACCUACAAGUCACAGGUGUUGAAGACCCGAAUGGAAGCAGAUGAUGUGGCAGCAAAACUGGAGAAGUGUGAUAAAGAGAACAAGACACUAAAGGAUGAAAUGAACAAGGAGAUUGAACUGGCACGUAAGCAGUUCCAGAGCCAGCUUGCUGAACUGGAAAAGCUGCCUGAGAUCCUAAAGAUCACAGAGACGCAGCUAGCAGAAUGUCAGGACCAGCUUCAGAGUUAUGAGAAGAAGAAUGUGGACCUGUCUGUCAUGAUUGCAGAUCUUCGUCAGCGGGUAAGGGACUGGCAGAAAGCACCUGCAGCACUGCAAUCCGCAAGUCUGAAACCAAGAUGAAUUUCUAAUCGCAGGAAGGUUCAAACUUCGUCUCUGUUCUCGUCUCUUUUUUGAAAAGAUUAAACGUGCACUGCAAAA